GCCGUUCUGCCUGAGCGUCACUUCCGCCCCCCACCAAGGGGGCGGUGCUAAUGCCAGCGGAGGCGGAAGUCUGUCGCUGGUUCCGGCGUCCGUCCUCAGGGCGGCAUCCCGGCGCAGGCGCAGUAGCUCCAGUGGCUGCGAAUUGCGGCCCCGCCUCAGCGAGGAGGGGUAGCUUGUGCCUGGGUGUCCCGGGUCCUUACCCAAGUGAUGCCCCGCUAUUGCGCAGCGACUUGCUGUAAAAACCGCCGGGGGCGAAAUAAUAAAGACCGGAAACUGAGUUUUUACCCGUUUCCUCUACAUGACAAAGAAAGACUUGAAAAGUGGUUAAAGAAUAUGAAACGGGAUUCUUGGGUUCCCAGUAAAUACCAGUUCCUGUGUAGUGACCAUUUUACUCCUGAUUCUCUUGACAUCAGAUGGGGUAUUCGUUAUUUAAAACAAACUGCAAUUCCAACAAUCUUUCCUUUGCCUGAAGACUGUCAGGGAAAGGACCCUUCCAAAAAAAAAUCUCAGAAGAAAAAGUUGGAAGAUGAAAAUGAGGUAUGUCUAAAAACCAAGUCAGAAAAAUCAUUUACAUUAAAUGAGACAAAGAAAAAUAUAAUUAACACAGAUGUGCUCCCUGAACGUGCAGACUUAGUUGAUUCAUAUGCUGUGGUGAAUCCAGCAGCUCCUAAUGCAGGAGGUAUACAAAAUAACAUAUUAACUCUUAAUCUAAUUGCACAAGAUAACAGAAAAGCACAAUCUACUUUGAAAACAUCAGUCAACCAAGAUUCACAUAGAAGUGGUUUUCAUACGUCUUUUGAGAAUCAAAAUUCUACAACUAUUACUAUGACAACUUCAAAUUCAGAAGAUAUUCAACAGUUUUUGGAAACACAAAAAAUUCUUGAAAUAACUACCAAUCAUCUUAAUCCUAAUCUUACAAAUAAUUCCAUGGAAAUUAGUUCACAGGAAAAUCCAUUCUUAUUCAGCACAAUCAGCUCAGCAGUUGAAGACUUAAACAAAGAGUCUCUUAUUGCCAUUUUUGUGCCCACAGAAAAUUUGAAACCUGUUGAUAAUUCUUUUAUACCAACCCAAAAAGAAACCAUGGAAAUGGAAGACAUAAGUAUUGACGACUCCUUAUAUAAGGAUGUAGAUCAUGGGGCAGAAGUUUUACAAAUUGAUCAUUCUUACUGCAGACAAGACAUAAAUAAGGAACAUUUAUGGCAAAAAGUCUCUAAGCUACAUUCAAAGAUAACUCUCCUUGAGCUACAGGAACAAAAAACUCUAGGUAGGUUGAAGUCUUUAGAAGCACUUAUAAACCAGCUAAAACAGGAAAACUGGCUUUCUGAAGAGAAUGUCAAAAUUAUAGAAAACCAUUUCACAACAUACGAAGUCACUAUGAUAUAAAGAGGUUUGUAAUUUAAAGAAUUAUGUGUAAUGGGAACCUUUUUUCUAUAUAAAAUUCUCAUUUUGGGGCCAGGGAGAUGGCUCAGCAGAAUAAGCACUUCCCUGGCAAGUGCAAGGGCCUGAGUUCAAUCCCUGGUUCCGAAAAAAUAAAAUAAAAUAAAAUAAAAUUCUCAUUUUAAUGAAGCUAUGAAAGUACUCUUAAUACCAUGAAAUAAUCCUACUCUGAAAAUGUAUAUUCAUAACACAGUUUUAAGAGUUAUUAGAAAUAGUUUUAUUGAUAAUUUUUUCACAUUAAAGUCCAAAUAGUAAUGAUUAAAUAAUAGAAUUUGAUCAUAAAAUAAAAAGAUACGG
Octodon degus (degu) is the source of this 1734-nucleotide messenger RNA. It is a transcript of the gene Thap5, whose product is annotated as THAP domain containing 5. NCBI's taxonomy places the organism in Eukaryota, Metazoa, Chordata, Mammalia, Rodentia, Octodontidae. The coding region runs from base 208 to 1383 and encodes 391 amino acids. Gene Ontology annotation, cellular component: nucleus. The record is from RefSeq and is a predicted model, not a curated record. The transcript is spliced from 3 exons.